AUGACGGACAAGAUAAACACAAGCCGAUCGGUCGCAUAUUGCCGUCUCUCUCUGACGCAUACAAAGUCGCGGUUGUGUACAGGAGGCGGCGCACUGGGCGGGAGGCGCAUCGGAGCCCGCUUAGUGGAAAUGGUUAUUUUGUGUAUCUUGUCAAUGAAGGGACGGGUAGGGGCGGGUCGCUUUUUUCAGUCUGUCACUACGAGCGCUUGCGCUUACACCUUGCGCAUGCUACACGACAACUUAAACAGUUUGACGGUUUUCGGACCUCGAACUAUGAGUUACGAAAAUUGUGAUAACAGAGUGCAUAUUAAGCGUGAGGAAGAUCAGGAUUGUCUAGACGAGGACCGCUACUACGGGUACGCCCCUGUAGAGGUUAAAAGGGAUGCGGAGAUGCAGGGCUUCGGGCCAUCGUCGCCUACACAUCUAAUGGAUUUAAGCAAUGGCUCCGAGAGACCUAUUAUUCCGCAACCGUGGUCACCGAACCUUGUAUUCGACGGAGAAGACAGGGAGUACCAACAGUCCCAAUAUCCUUCGUACGACCAAAUGUACAUCGUAGACCAACGACAGAGGCAAUUCUCACGGAGUAUGUAUUUUGAGGAUUCGAAUUCGCAAGACCGAGUCCCUAGUUAUUACGAGUCAAACGAGUUACCUAAACUUGGGGAUACUUCGUAUCGAUCUUCAACAGAAGAGCGCAGUGAUGAAAACGAGGAACAAAGGAGAACCAGGAAGCGGUCAUCGAAAUCAUCUCGCAAGAAAACUCAGUCUUUCGAAGAAAUGCAAAUACAGAGAGUGAUGGCUAACGUGCGUGAGCGACAACGAACGCAGAGUUUAAACGAAGCAUUUGCAAGUCUGCGUCAAAUCAUUCCGUCUUUGCCGAGUGACAAGCUGUCGAAAAUACAAACACUCCAGUUGGCGACGCAGUACAUCGAGUUCUUGUACCAAAUUCUAUCCAACAGUGAGACUUCAUCGAGUAGUGAUGUUGGGAGCGACUCUGGAAGUGAGCACGGGAAAUAUCUCGCUCAAGACAAGUUAAGUUACGCUUUCUCAGUGUGGAGAAUGGAGGGCGAGUGGACUAACGGUCAAUCGUGAUAAUGUUUGAAUGAUAAAAUAUAUGAUCUAUAUUGAUCUAAAGACGCUUAUUCUAUUCCAUAAUUCUAAUAUAAUAAUCAUUUAUUUGUAAAAAAAAUCAAUGUAGCUACUUAAGUUUAACGAUUAAUCCUUAAUUAUCAUAACCAAUGUGAUACUUUACCAGAAUACCGAAGAACUACGGUAUUCAUUUAAAUGAUUAAUUCGAGAUAAGAUAUUAUUAAGUUUUAAAUAUACAGCUGAUUUCCAAAUAAAAACUUAUAACUGAAUUCCAAUUAUAUACAGUUAUACGUUAAAAAUGAUUAAUACGAAUAAAUUUGUGACUUAUAAACA
Molecule: messenger RNA, 1419 nt
Organism: Melitaea cinxia (Glanville fritillary)
Lineage: Eukaryota; Metazoa; Arthropoda; Insecta; Lepidoptera; Nymphalidae
Gene: twi
Product: protein twist
Biological process (GO): developmental process; regulation of transcription by RNA polymerase II
Molecular function (GO): RNA polymerase II transcription regulatory region sequence-specific DNA binding; protein dimerization activity; DNA-binding transcription factor activity, RNA polymerase II-specific
Source: RefSeq, a predicted model, not a curated record